Pyricularia grisea is the source of this 1185-nucleotide messenger RNA. RefSeq lists its product as uncharacterized. Lineage: Eukaryota; Fungi; Ascomycota; Sordariomycetes; Magnaporthales; Pyriculariaceae. The annotation marks the transcript as partial. The record is from RefSeq and is a predicted model, not a curated record. The transcript is spliced from 3 exons.
UACUGGACAUGGUUGACAGAGGAACCUGUCUUUCAAUCAUGGAUCGAACGGCGAUCACGGAUUCUAUGGAUCCUCGGAGGACCCGGAGCAGGCAAGUCACACCUUGCAGCUUGGCUCAUAGCACACCUGUCAGAAAAGGCGAAUGUGCCAGGAGACACACGAGCCAGCCAAAUAGUGUACUUCUUUGUCAAAUCAUACAGCGACCAUCUGUGCGACCUCAACAACAUCUUGAAAGCCUUGGCGUGGCAGCUGUGCAAAAACAAUGCAACAUUUGAAGCACACGUAGCGGCUGCAUGCAGGGAUAGCAACCCAACCUACACCCCCGAAGAUACGUGUGAAAAGCGCUUUUUCUUGCUGGACAGGUCCAAGAACCAUAACGAUAUAGACAGCUACGUAAAGCGGCAAUUGGAACAAGUCCAAAUCCUACGACGAAUGCGGCGCGUCAAACCACAAGGAAAACAAGAUGCAAACGCUGCCGGGGCUUAUAUCAGGAAACAAAUUCUACUGGGCGCGAAUGGAAGUUUUCUAUGGGCUCGCCUUGUAAUCGAUACCAUUAUCAACAAGGACAUUGCUCAAAUCGAAGAGGUUCUUCGCGAGCCUCCAAGCAGCCUUGAUGAUAUAUAUGAUCGAGUCUUCUUGGACCGCUUUGCCAAAAACCAGGACCUUGAAAAAGACUCGACGCGCAGGAUGCCGCUGGAGCUGGACUUUUUUCUUGGCCUUGCGCAUUGGAGACCCAAUCUGCUGCUUUGGGAGGGAAUAAGAGGUACUUUUUCUGCUUUUUUCGACCUGGAAUUCCCAAAAGGCAAGGAUCCAGAUGCAGUAGAAAAGAAGCAGAACGCAACCACAGUCCAGAAGAGGGACGAUAUGUUCGAGGACUCGAGUGACGGUGGUUUCGACUUUACUGGAGUCCCCGAGGAAGAAACCGACUCCGGAUUAGUAGCUACAUCAUCGGCCGACUCGGCCUUGUGGGAAGUGCCACUCUGGCGAAGGAAUGCAGAAUCCAAGCACCGAGAUCAACUCAAUGAUGGGCAGCUGAACACUAAGAUCACAUUAUGUCAUGCUCGUUCCAUGGAUUUUGUCCAGCGUGAAGGUCGAUCAACACAACGUGACAACCUAGUCCACGCCAUCAUACCCGAAAUGGACAGGGCUCAGGUCGACCGUCGACAUGACGAUGAUGUGCCUUGA